AUGCCUAAAAGAUCCACCACGUACAAAAAGCCCUACACCCCAUCCCUAGACUCCCAGCCCUACACCCCAGCCCUACACCCCAGCCCUACACCCCAGCCCUACACCCCAGCCCUACACCCCAGCCCUACACCCCAGCCCUACACCCCAGCCCUACACCCCAGCCCUACACCCCAGCCCUACACCCCAGCCCUACACCCCAACCCUACACCCAACCCUACACCCAGCCCUACACCCCCAGCCCUACACCCCCAGCCCUACACCCCCAUCCCUACACCCCCAUCCCUACACCCCCAGGCCUACACCCCAGCCCUACGCCCCCAGCCCUACACCCCCAUCCCUACACCCCCAUCCCUACACCCUCAUCCCUACACCCCCAGCCCUACACCCCAGCCCUACACCCCCAUCCCUACGCCCCAUCCCUACACCCCCAGCCCUACACCCUCAUCCCUACACCCUCAUCCCUACGCCUCCAGCCCUUCGCCUCCAGCCCUACGCCCCCAGCUCUACACCCCCAGCUCUACGCCCCCAGCCCUACACCCCAGCCCUACACCCCAGCCCUACACCCCAGCCCUACACCCCAGCCCUAAACCUCCAGUCCUACACCCCCAUCCCUACACCCCCAGCCCUACACCCCAGCCCUACACCCCAGCCCUACACCCCCCAUCCCUACACCCCCCAGCCCUACACCCCCAGCCCUACACCCAGCCCUACACCCCCAGCCCUACACCCCCAGCCCUACACCCCCAGCCCUACACCCCCAUCCCUACACCCCCAUCCCUACACCCUCAUCCCUACACCCUCAUCCCUACACCCUCAUCCCUACGCCCCCAGCCCUACGCCCCCAGCUCUACACCCCCAGCUCUACGCCCCCAGCCCUAUGCACCCAGCUCUACACCCCCAUCCCUACACCCCCAGCCCUACACCCCAGCCCUACACCCCAGCCCUACACCCCAGCCCUACACCCCCCAGCCCUACACCCCAGCUCUACGCCAUUGUUUCAUGCUGUUCCAAGUUUAA
Messenger RNA from Physella acuta, 1017 nucleotides. RefSeq lists its product as uncharacterized. NCBI's taxonomy places the organism in Eukaryota, Metazoa, Mollusca, Gastropoda, Physidae. The record is from RefSeq and is a predicted model, not a curated record.